Molecule: messenger RNA, 857 nt
Organism: Plectropomus leopardus (leopard coralgrouper)
Lineage: Eukaryota; Metazoa; Chordata; Actinopteri; Perciformes; Serranidae
Source: RefSeq, a predicted model, not a curated record
AAACUAGUCUAUAAAACACACAGUGAGCAGAGGAAAAUUCCAAAGUUUGCGGUAUCAAACAAUCUGAAAGACAUGAUCAAAAUAGAAGUGUGCAUCAGAGGCAAUGUCGUCCUCUGUGUUCUCAUCGGCCUGUUGAUUGGUGGGACCUCUCAGGCUGAAGACAGUCUUGAGGCACAGGGACCAGUUGUCCAACAAGAGCCAGACGCAGCCUUUCUAAAGCUUAGACUAGACUUGUUGGAGAGUCGUUACAGACGUCUGUGUCACCAGUACGCCACCCUGGCAUACAAGUGCUCAGCUUCAGAUGACCUUUCAGCACUCAGUUGCAGCGCGUGUCCUGACGGGUGGCUUCACGUGGAGGAUCAAUGCUUCCACCUCAGCACUGACAGGGCCUCCUAUUCAAACAGCUCACAGAUGUGUUCAGAGAUGGGCGCCCAUCUUGCCACCUUGACCACCAAAGAACAGCAUGAUGCUGUGAGAAUAGAAUCCAAUAGAAUCGGAGGCUCAUUAUACUACUUCAUCGGACUGAACGACAUUGAGAAGGAAGGAGAGUGGAGAUGGGAGGACAAAAAACCACUUGAAAUUCCAUUUUGGAGCACAGACUACCUUGUACAGCCUGACAACUACCUGUGGGGUGAGACAGAAGGAGAGGACUGUGCGGUGGUGGACGCUCUCCUCCAAACCUGGUACGAUGUUCCCUGUCACUUCACGUAUCGCCGAAUCUGUCAGAAGGCGGCUCUCCCGGUCAAAUGAGCCUGACACACCACUGCGGGACCACCAGUCACAUGUGGAAAAUAUUGAUACUUUAUUGGAAUUUUUUUACAAACAGAUCUACAAAUAAAAAAAAUCUCCAACUAAAA